This is a messenger RNA of Heterocephalus glaber (naked mole-rat), 1319 nucleotides long. Lineage: Eukaryota; Metazoa; Chordata; Mammalia; Rodentia; Bathyergidae. The record is from RefSeq and is a predicted model, not a curated record.
UGCAGCACAGAACAAAUGAUUCACACAGUUAUGUGUUUGCAUCUGUUUUAUUAGUGGGUUUUUAUGUACAAUAAGGGAAGCAGCAUAAAGACAGGAGGACUGACUUCAAGAACAUGUGAAAAAAGAGGCUUUUAUAUUCAGUUGGGAAGGGAAAGUUGAAAUAAGGUUGCUGGUUAUAGAUGCACACACGGGUAAGUGCACAAACGCACACAAACACAUAGGACAUCACAGAGGCCUCUCACACACAUGCACAUGUGAACAGAGACACACAAAACUGCCCAGUCCAAACACUCGCACAUGGACCCACCCCAAGAACACAGGCACAGGGAGACGCAGGGACACACACAUGCAGUCACCACAUGCGGACACGCACAGACACCACCACAGACACCUUCCCCCAGACCCUCAGACACGGAUCCUUCUCUCUCUAUAGCUCGAGCCACCAACGUGGGGCGGGAGUGCUGCCUGGAGUACUUCAAGGGAGCCAUUCCCAGCAAAAAGCUGGUGCACUGGUACAGGACCUCGUCCGAGUGUCCCAGGGACGCCAUUGUGUUUGUGACUGUCAGGGCCAGGCUCAUCUGCUCGGACCCUGAGAACUGGCUCGUGAAGAAGGCAGUUAGAUACUUGGACAGCCUCAAGAAGUCACACAGGACCACCACCCAGGACUGAUUUUUUUCCCUGGACCAUUCAGAGACUUCCAGCAUCAGUGCUUAGGACCCCAUCCCUGAACUGCCUGAGGAGCCACAGUGAGGGAGACCUGUCCCCUUCCCGAACUAAAUCCAGGGGCACAGAUGAGCCCAGAUUAAACAGCCUUUCCCCCUCAUCUGGGUCAGCGUGUUCUGUUCCCACAGGGCCGGACACCCGUCUCCUCUGGGCUGUCACACUGCAGGGUCCUCAGAGAACAUCUGGUCCUGGCCUGUCCAGGUCAGAAGGGAAACUGAGGCUGGAGGGACGUGGCUGCUGCAGACCAUGCACAAGUGAGGGGAGGACCUGGCGGGAGGGUGGGGCUGAGCAGGGCAGGGUGGACAGAGGCUCAGCAGCCCUCAGGCUGACCCUCCCCUGCUGGACCCCCUGGAUUUCUCUGUCCCAGGGUUGCUCCCUAGACCAGCCCUGUUCUCACCUGAUGCAGACCUGGGAACAUGGUUCCCUUUAUGCUUUGGAUUCAACUGUACAAGUGUUCCCAGGACCCUUCAAGUGCUGGGCAGUUUCCUGGCUGGAAUGGGGUUAGGGAGGUGUCCUGCAGCACCAGCCCCGUCUCCCCCUCCCCAGUCCCUCAGCACUCACUGCAGUCCAGCUGACUCCAGAAAAAUCUCUGGGGC